Molecule: messenger RNA, 771 nt
Organism: Rotaria sp. Silwood2
Lineage: Eukaryota; Metazoa; Rotifera; Eurotatoria; Philodinida; Philodinidae
Source: the annotation of a GenBank genome assembly
AUGACAGCAGUCAGAGAAAAAAACACAAUUGAAUUUAACGAAAUUUUCACCACUCCUGAGCCACAAAGUGAAUCAGAUGCAGAAACCGAGAGUGAACCGGACACUGAUGAAAAUAGUGAACCAGAUACAGAAACUGUAGAUGAAUCGGAGACUAGCGAAUAUAGUGAUCCUAAUAUCGAGAGUCCUACGGAAGUUUUCGAUGAUGAAGAUGUUCCAUCAUCUCGUAGUUCAACUUGCACGUCAAGAUUAUGGAUAAAAUCAAAUUUCAAGCCAAAACUAUUCCAGUUUCAAAACGAUGAUUGUGGAAUCGCUUGUGACUUAAAUGGAGAGUCACCGUUGGACUUCUUUAAGUUAUUUUUUGAUCAAAAAUUGAUUCACAUUACUGUUGAUGAGACAAACAAAUUUCAAGUAAACUCAUCUGAUAAACAUACAUCGUCAUCAUCACAUCAAGCAAAAUGGAUUCCAACUGAUUUUGAAGAAAUGUAUCUUUUUCUGGCGACCUUCAUGUUAAUGGCGCAUAUGGAAAAGUUCAGAAUUAACGAUUACUGGUCAACCGAUCUCUUGAUGGCAACACCAGUUUUUGGUGAUAUCAUACCUAGAGAUAGAUUCUUACUACUUUUGAAAUCUCUGCAUUUUAAUGAUAAUACAUAUCAACCUGAAGGAGACAGAUCAUACAAGAUAAAACUUGUCGUGCAAGAUUUGAAGCAAAAGUUCCGACGUAUUUUUGUUUCAUAUCAGAAUCUAUGUAUUGAUGAAGGUUUGGUACUUUAA